AUGCAUUUCGCUUCCAUUCUCACCGUUCUCUUCACCCUCGGCGCGGCCUCGGCCUACCCACGUCACGCCACUAGAGGCCUCCGUCCCCGCUGCACGGGAUCGUCCAACCACACGACCAACCCCUUCGAGGGCAGGAAGCUGUACGCGAACCCGGACUGGGCCGAGAAGCUCGAGGAGACGUACGCCUCCUUCGCGGCCGAGGGCGACGCCGAGAACGCCGCCAAGGUCCGCGCGAUCCAGGACAUCGGCACCUUUGUCUGGAUCUCCAACACGGCGAGCCUGCCCGCCAUCGACGCCGCCGUCGAGCGCGCGCGCGCGGUCCAGGCCAAGACGGGCGAGAAGCAGAUCGUCGGUCUCGUGCUGUACAACCUGCCCGACAGGGACUGCAGCGCCGGCGAGAGCGCGGGCGAGUUCAGCAGCGAGGCGGAUGGCCUGCGGCUGUACAAGGAGACGUACAUCAAGCCGUACGCGGAGAAGCUCGCCGCCGCGCGCGACCUGACCUUUGCCGUCGUGCUGGAGCCCGACUCCCUCGCCAACCUCGUCACGAACUUGCACGUCGAGUUCUGUGCCAAGGCCCAGCCGGUGUACGAGGAGGGCGUCGCGCAUGCCAUCGCCAGCUUGCAGUUCGACCACGUGAACCUGUAUAUCGAUGCAGCCCAUGGAGGGUGGUUGGGCUGGGAACCAAAUCUGCUCCCUUCGGCCAAGAUCUUCGCCAAGGUCGUCCAGAAGGCGGGCAACAACACCAAGAUCCGCGGAUUCUCCACAAACGUCUCGAACUAUAACCCGUUUCACGCAAACCCGCGGGCCAACUACACAGAGUGGAGUCCGUCGUGGGAUGAAAACCACUAUGCGCUCUCCCUGGCCCCCUACCUCGAGGCCGAAGGGCUGCCCUCGCGCUUCAUCAUCGACCAGGGCCGCGUGUCCAACAGCAGAGAGGAGUGGGGGGAGUGGUGCAACGUCAGCCCGGCCGGGUUCGGCGUGAAGCCCGGCACGCCGGUCAACAACACCCACGUGGACUCCAUCGUGUGGGUGAAACCUGGCGGCGAGAGCGACGGACGAUGCGGGCUCGAGGGCGCGCCCCGGGCCGGGGUUUGGUUCAACGACUAUGUGCGGAUGCUCGUGAAGAACGCCGACCCUUCCAUCGUGGCGAAGGAGGUCUAG
Colletotrichum higginsianum IMI 349063 is the source of this 1161-nucleotide messenger RNA. RefSeq names its product Glucanase. The record is from RefSeq and is a predicted model, not a curated record. NCBI's taxonomy places the organism in Eukaryota, Fungi, Ascomycota, Sordariomycetes, Glomerellales, Glomerellaceae. Gene Ontology annotation, molecular function: hydrolase activity, hydrolyzing O-glycosyl compounds. Gene Ontology annotation, biological process: cellulose catabolic process. Bases 1 to 1161 code for a protein of 386 amino acids. The transcript is spliced from 4 exons.